Molecule: messenger RNA, 675 nt
Organism: Trypanosoma grayi
Lineage: Eukaryota; Euglenozoa; Kinetoplastea; Trypanosomatida; Trypanosomatidae
Exons: 1
Source: RefSeq, a predicted model, not a curated record
AUGUCGUUACCGUCCGCAUCAUGGGAGAAGCGCAGAGCAGCGGGACGCACAACAGCCGGGAGUGACUGCAGCACAGUCUCAACGGGGCUGACGCCGCAGCUGCCGCCCAUUUCUUCGGCGACGCUCCAUGAGAAGCGGGCGAGCGCCUCACGCUGCAGUGCUGCUGGCAGUCGCAGCGACAGAAGCCACCAUCACCACCACCACCGCCAUCAGCAGCAGCAGCAGCAGCAGCAUCAUCACCAUCGGCGCGAGCGGCGGCUGCCGCAGAUCGACCAGGGGCGCCACCAGAAGCUGCACGGCCAAGAGCUUUGCCAGAACUGGGUCGUGUGCCACCGCGCAGAGCAGAGCGCCGCACGUGAUGUUGUUGAUGUUGCCCGCGAGCUCUUCUACGCCGUCAUUAUGCGCUACCACACCUUUAUCGCCGACAACGGCUACGACCAGCUUCGGCUGUUGGCGGUGAAGGCGGCGGUGAGCUGCUUCCUCCUCGAGGAGAUCGUCAAGGCGCUGCCGCGGCACAACAUCCUCGCGCCGUGCAUUGGGCUGCUGCUGCGCGCCGUCUACGUGCCCGAUACGGCGGUGGCGCGCGAGGCGCUGGGCGGAAGCGUCGCGUACCCACGCGUGCUCGACGACCUCCCGCUCGACUCCGCGUCACGGGCGCUGCUCUCACGCUACGCG